Micropterus dolomieu (smallmouth bass) is the source of this 2705-nucleotide messenger RNA. RefSeq names its product T cell leukemia translocation altered (gene tcta). Lineage: Eukaryota; Metazoa; Chordata; Actinopteri; Centrarchiformes; Centrarchidae. The transcript has 3 exons. The record is from RefSeq and is a predicted model, not a curated record. The coding region runs from base 863 to 1168 and encodes 101 amino acids.
GAGAUAAAUUGUGCGCUCAUGCUCCUUACGUUACUCCGUGCGGUCCUAAGCGUUUCCUACAAAAAUCGUAGGGGAAAAGUGAUAUGUUAUUUUCUUAACCUGUGAUUCAGCAGCGGGUUGAUCUUCAGCGGUAUUUUUGUAAUCUAUCGAAGGUCUACUGCAUGUCCGGAGCAUAGACUGUAUAUAAGGUCCGGAGCGAUAAAAUUCUUAUCCGGGCUUAUACUAAUGUUUAAAUCCAGUAUAUAACGUUACACUUCACCGAUGGCUGUAAGUUAGCUGCUCCGGCCUGCUAUGGCUAGCGUGGAAAUGCUGAACACGUUAGCUUUACUCCGGUCUAGCAUUAUAUCAUCCCUGACAGACAGUAGACGCCCGCAGGGUCAUGAAAAUUCGGUUAAAGAUGAAACCCGCUGCUGGAUGACAGAUAAAAAAGUAACGUUUAGAUUUUCCUCCUACAUUUUGCGUAUGGAGCAAUAUGGAAGUGUUGAGCUACCAAACGGGGCUAGUAGCUAUGUUAGCUGUGCUGGUAGUAGCAUUCAAUUUUAGUUUUAAACGUAUAAAAUGAUGGGACGUAUUAUAUGAACUGAAUCACGUUAGUAUAUCAAUAAUUAAAUGUAUAGUUUAGCUUUAGUAGAUAUAACACUACUUGGAAUUAUGUUUAUCGUUUCAAGCUGGCGUAACCACGCUACGUAAGCUACGUCAUCUCCGCUUCUUCAAGCCUCCCCAGUCAUAGAAACAACAUCGUAACGGUAGCGAUGAUCACCAGGAUGUCAUUCGUUACCUAGCCAAAGCGACGUUUUUAAAAGUAUCCAUCGGAUAAAGAGUUCACCUUAUUGAUUUAAUUUUAGCUGAAUAACCCAACACUAUGGAGGAACCGUGGGAUUUUGAGUUUUUAUCCCGCAUCGCUGACAGCUGCUUGUCGUUCCUCUCCGAAUUUGUUGACGACUGGCUCGCCAACGAUAUGAGAGUCUCCAUAUUCAAAAUCUUACUCAGCUGGUUAAUUUUUAGCCUUAUCGCAAUUCACUUUGCGUGGAAAGUCUACGGGAAUACGGUGAACGAUAUGUAUUAUCGACAGGGGACUGGACAGAACGGAGGCACACCUGAUACAGCGCCCCACCUGAGUGGAUGGGAAAGUAGAGCAGGAGAAACCCUGAAGACGCAUCGAGAUUAACUGGAUAGCAGUGUUGGACUUUGGACUUUAUCCAAGUGAGAGCUGGACAGUUUACAUCUCCCAAAGACAUUGAAUGCACCAUCAUGUUUUGCUGAUAAUAAAGUAUCUUUAGUGCAUUCAAGAUGCAUGCACCUUCUGGUGACAGAGAAACAUUUGUUAUUACAUUUUGUGUAGAUCAACAGUGACACUAAAUCUAUACAUAGCGCUGUGAGAUAUUUAUUUUGGCCUGUCAACAUUGGUCAUUGAGAAGGACCUUUCCUUGUGUAAAUAUCAAAAUUGAUCUAUUUGGCUAAUUGGUCAAGAGGCCAUUUUACAAAUGUGAAAAAUAUGAUGGUUUUGUAUAUAAAUUAAGGUUGCUUUAAGAACACAGUUUUGAUAGCAGACAUGGGAUUUUCAUUCUGACCAUGAACAAGAAAAAAUAAUUGGACUUAAUUUAAAUGAUGUAAGUAAAAAAAAUACUUUUUAAAAUAGUAUUCCUUAACUGCAUCAACAGGAGUAAGUGAAUGAUGUGCAUGUGUUAUGAUUUUAUUUAUUUACAUCACUACUAUUUCAUAAAUAAUGCACAUCUGUUGGAAUAUAGAUCCAUGAAAAGCAGCUCAUGUCUUACAUUGUACAUGAUUUUCUAUGAAAUUUGAGCCAGUAUUUCUCAUAAAAUGUAAGGAACAUUGUGUGCACUUAUAGGGAGAUACCUUUUUAUAUACAGUUUAUGGGAGAUACACAGUGCCUGUCUAAAAUAUUCACCCCCUUUGGCUUUUUCAUGUUUUUUUUUUUUAUAGUGCUGACUCACCGCAAACUCCUGCGUCAAAGUGAAACAAAUCUCUACAGAUUGAUCAAAAUUAGGUGCAAAUAGAAAAUAAUUGAUUACACAAGCACAUUGUGCCUGUUCAUGACACACCUAAAGUGCACAAUUUGAAUGACAAUCACCUGCGUGUAAUCAAGGUGUGACAUGAAUUUACAAUGUGUACCUGGAAAAAGGACCAACAGCUGGAUAAUCAAAAGCGCUUGAGCAAUUUUGCUAAAAAGAAUGGAUGGAAAUCUGCCCUGUUCAGAUAUGCAAAGCUAAAACCAACCUAUCCAUAUUGGGUAGACUCAUGGUUGUAGUUGCUACCAAAGGUGCUUCUUUACUUGAGGGUAAGCGUGCCUAAUAAAUAAUUUUUAUAUAUUUGUGCUCAGUACUAGAAGUAGUAAUGUGUAAAAAAAGCUUAGUUAAAUCCAAUGUGAUUUAAUGUAUAGUGAAAGGCAGGUUGAAUACAUUGUGUGUAUGAGACAUACAGUCAGCCACUAUAACUGAAAGUUAUAAUACCGUUAAAAUGUUAAAGACAAGUUGGUAGUACAAGAUAAUGUACUGCAGUGUGUAUUUACAGAAAUGUAUAAUGAUGUACAUAGUCCUUACUAAAUGAACUUAACAAAAUCAUCAGCAUAUUUUAGGUACCUUGAAGUACGUGAAAAGACCAACAGCAAAGCUGAAUGAUAUUACGACUGUGUGAGUUUAGUGCAAAUAGCUUGAUUGAUAUUAAAUUUGUUGUGUUUGAAAAUA